This is a messenger RNA of Xenopus tropicalis (tropical clawed frog), 922 nucleotides long. Its product is annotated as gastrula zinc finger protein XlCGF53.1-like. The record is from RefSeq and is a predicted model, not a curated record. The transcript has 3 exons. NCBI's taxonomy places the organism in Eukaryota, Metazoa, Chordata, Amphibia, Anura, Pipidae. Gene Ontology annotation, biological process: regulation of DNA-templated transcription. The coding region runs from base 1 to 363 and encodes 120 amino acids.
AUGGGGAAGAAGGAUAAAAAUGAGGAGCGGAAGGAGAGAAUCCUGAAUCUCACACUGGAGAUUAUCUAUCUGCUGACUGGAGAGGGCUACGUCAUCCCUAAGAAGAAGAGCCCAACUGUGGGUUUGGGGGCCCUGCAUGCCCCUGGCUCCGUCAUACAGAAGGAAAAUGACAAGAAGAUCCUGGAACUCAUCUCCAACAUCAUCCAGCUGCUGACUGGAGAGGUUGCCAUAAGGUGUGAGGAUGUUUCCAUCUAUUUUUCCUUGGAGGAGUGGGAGUAUAUAAAAGGAAACAAGGCCCUUUACAGGGAAGGGAUAAAGGAGGAGGAGGAGGAGCCCCAGCAGCUCCGCCCACUGGGUAAGUAAUAGUUUCUAUUAUAUGCAGAGCAUAGAAUCUAUACAGAUGUGAAUUAAGAGGGACAUGUAUGUCAAACUGAGUAUCUAUUUAGGCUAUGUAGAACAUGUAGAACAUACAAAGUCUUUGUAGAAAAAUUGGCCUCAGUAAUAAACACUCCUAGGAAAGGACUAGAGCCAAUUUAACCCUUGGGCUCACUGCCUCCUGGCAUGCCCAUCAAAGUAACUAAAAAAAACCAAAAACCCCACACAAUGGUAACACCAGGUUGAUAGCUAGAAGCCGCCACACCAUCUAUUGGUCCCCCUUGUGGCUCUUCUAGUGACAUCAUUUCCUGGGUCCUAAAUUAUCGUCAAACUAUCGUCAAAUAAAUAUCGAUAUUUUAUGAGUUCUCACAAACAGAGGAGCUGAAAUAAAACAACCGAUUUUGAAUCUGUGAGCUAUAAAUAUCAUGGGAAACCCAAGAAUAUUAAUAAACUAUGCAAAAUUCUCGAAGAACUUCCAUCAGAUUGAACAUUUAGGGGGUGAUUUAUCAAAGUUAGAUUUUUUUCGGUUUUGGUUCAAAAACUUGAA